AUGAAGUACACUGCUGCUCUCGUCGCUGCCGCCGUCGGCGCCAACGCCUUCUCCAACGUCACCUACGUCACCGAGGUCGUGAGCGCGUACACAACCUACUGCCCUGCGCCUACUGAGAUCACUCACGGCACCCAGACGUACACGGUCACUGCUGUAAGGAUACCCAAGCAUCCCAGAGCCUCCUCAGAGGGAGCAGAAUCAGGCAUCUCGUACCUUACGUCGCACAAAACGCAUGGUCACUCGCCCACCACCCUGACCAUCACCAACUGCCCCUGCACCGUCGUCAAGCCCGUGACUACCACACCUGCCGUAGUCUGCACCACCUGCACCGCCUCCGCCCCCGUCAACUUCCCCAACACGACGGUUGCGUCCCCCACUGGCGGUGUCGUUCCGACCAAGUCUGGCGACGUCGUCCCUACCGCUGGUGCCGGCAAGGCUGCCGCCCUCUCCGGCGCUGGUCUGGCCGGUGUUGUCGGUCUUGCUGCUUUCAUCCUGUAA
Metarhizium album ARSEF 1941 is the source of this 498-nucleotide messenger RNA. Its product is annotated as Mmc protein. Gene Ontology annotation, cellular component: fungal-type cell wall. The coding region runs from base 1 to 498 and encodes 165 amino acids. Gene Ontology annotation, molecular function: structural constituent of cell wall. Gene Ontology annotation, biological process: fungal-type cell wall organization. The record is from RefSeq and is a predicted model, not a curated record. NCBI's taxonomy places the organism in Eukaryota, Fungi, Ascomycota, Sordariomycetes, Hypocreales, Clavicipitaceae. The transcript has 3 exons.